AGGGGUGUCCCUGCCCGCUGCCGCCCCACCCCCCCUUUCCAGGCUGGGCGCCCCAGCCUGGUCUCUGAGAUGGCGGGGGGUUGUGUGUGUGCCCGCGGCCGCGUGCGGCUAGUGCGGCUGAGGAGCCGGGGUUAAUUGUAUCUAAUUUCAUAGGACUUGUAUUGCCACACGGGGCUGCUCGCUGCCGUAUUGGAAGACGAUGAGACGUUUUUGAGUGGGGUUAGCUUAAGAGCUCAGAAAACCGAGGAGGGGACUGGUGAUUGAUAAUAGUUGCAGCUGAUAUAGAAUUUUUACGAUCUGCCAGGUAGUUCCUGUUCUGUGCGUGUCCAUCGUUUCAUUCACUCCUCGGAGCUCCUCUGUGCUCCUGUAUUUAGAGAGGAGGAAACGGGCAGCCAGGUCAGGUAACUCGGUCAGAGGACACAGGCGGUGAGAGCUGGCGCUGGAGUUUGAAUUCAGGUUGUCUAACUUCCAAAGCCUGCGUGCUUCCUAACAGAGCUGAUUUCACAGAGAUGAUGAGAGCCUUGGGAUACCCUCGACAUAUCUCUAUGGAAAAUUUCCGCACACCAAAUUUUGGACUUGUGUCUGAAGUGCUUCUUUGGCUGGUGAAACGGUAUGAACCUCACACUGACAUCCCUUCAGAUGUGGAGACUGAACAAGACCGAGUUUUCUUCAUUAAGGCAAUUGCCCAGUUCAUGGCCACCAAGGCACAUAUAAAACUCAAUACCAAGAAGCUUUAUCAGGCAGAUGGGUAUGCAGUGAAAGAACUUCUCAAGAUCACCUCUGUCCUUUAUAACGCCAUGAAGACCAAAGGGCUGGAGGGCUCGAAGAUAGGAGAGGACGUCAGCAAAUUCAAGUUUGAUCUUGGCUCAAAGAUUGCAGACUUGAAAGCAGCCAGGCAGCUUGCUUCUGAGAUCACAUCCAGAGGGGCCUCUCUGUAUGACCUGCUGGGCAAGGAGGUGGAGCUGAGGGAACUGAGAACAGAAGCAAUUGCCAGACCUCUAGAAAUAAAUGAGACUGAAAAAGUGAUGAGAAUUGCAAUAAAAGACAUUCUGGCACAGGUUCAGAAGACUAAAGACCUGCUCAAUAACGUGGCCUCUGACGAAGCUAAUUUAGAAGCCAAAAUUGAGAAGAGGAAAUUAGAACUGGAAAGAAAUCGGAAGCGACUCCAGACUCUGCAGAGUGUCAGGCCGGCCUUUAUGGAUGAAUAUGAGAAGAUCGAGGAGGAGUUGCAGAAGCAGUAUGACGUUUAUCUGGAGAAAUUUCGAAAUCUGGCUUAUCUGGAACAGCAGCUUGAAGACCAUCAUAGGAUGGAGCAAGAGAGGUUUGAGGAAGCUGAGAACACUCUGCGUCUGAUGCAGAACAAGCUGAAGGAAGAAGAAAAGCGUCUGCUCAAGACUGAAGGUCAUGACGACUCGGACAUUGACAUCCAGGAGGAAGAUGAAUCUGACAGUGACUUGGAGGAGAGACGGCUGUCCAAGCCGCGGACGGCCAUGGAGGUGCUCAUGCAAGGAAGACCUAGCAAACUCAUCGUGGGCACAAUGCAGGGUGGAGACUCCGAUGACGACACGGAAGCAGCACCAGCUCUCUUAGGUCAGUGCAGGACUUCCAGCUCCAAGAAGCAGGAGGAGUCGGAGGACAGUGAGAUUGACAUGGAGGGCGAUGAAGAAGACGACGAUUUGGAAGACGAGAGCGUUGCUGUCUCGCCAGCGAAGCCCAGUCGAAGGGUCCGGAAACCUGAGCCCCUGGAUGAGAGCGACAAUGACUUCUGACCUUUGUGCCAAGAGACCGGACAGAUUAAAUCCCUCAGAUCUGUAGGUAAACGGGAAGUUAGAAGGUUAGGAGGGAAACCGAUUUCACGCACUAAACCAGCUGGACUUGUUAGUGAAGCAACACCUCGGUCUUUAGCCUCCUCCGGGUUACUCCACGGAGCUUCAGCGAACUUGGGAAACGCCUGUGUUCUAAGCGAUGCACCUCCACAGGACGAAAACCCGAGGAGAAAUAAGGGCCAACGCUGUUCAUCUUGGCAGUUGUUGUCAAGCGUUUCCGCCAAGAGUCGGGGGUGGGGGGGUUAGACCCGGGCUGGGCACAGGACUCAGUUUAGGAAUUGGCCGGAGGGGGGCGGGGAGGCACCUGACUCCUCUCGACCUGUACAAUUUAGAACAUUUACUGUACUUCGGCUUUUAAUUCUAGCUUUUAUUUCGUUGUAUGGUCCUAUUUCCUUCUGCAUGUUUGCAAUACCAAGCUUUAAAUGUAUUUUACUAAAAUUUUCUGAAUGAAAGUUAGCUAAGUUAGAUGAAAACCCACUUUCCUUCAAAUCCAGGCAACAGAGAGACGCUCCAGAAUAGAAGCACUUCAUUUUCUCUCAGAAGGUUGACAUCCCUUCCUAGGAAAGCUAGUUAAAGGAAAGGUGUUUCUGACUAAAAAACUUAACCAGGAUUGCAUUAGGUUGAGUAUCACUAGGAUAAUGUCGCUGAUGUGAAGUGAGAAGUGACAGGUGGAGUUGUGUCGUAUUAUUUCUGAUACGGAAACGCAGAGCAGCUCUCACAGAUUUUUCAGUUAUGAACGCAGAAGACUUCUGAAGUUACUUAACUCUUAACAAAUGUAUUUAAUACCGUAUUUUUAUAUUAUUAAAUAAGUUUUACUUGAAACUAUAA
This is a messenger RNA of Leopardus geoffroyi (Geoffroy's cat), 2654 nucleotides long. RefSeq names its product clusterin associated protein 1 (gene IFT38). Gene Ontology annotation, cellular component: centrosome; intraciliary transport particle B; cilium. The transcript has 13 exons. Bases 510 to 1769 code for a protein of 419 amino acids. The record is from RefSeq and is a predicted model, not a curated record. NCBI's taxonomy places the organism in Eukaryota, Metazoa, Chordata, Mammalia, Carnivora, Felidae. Gene Ontology annotation, biological process: cilium assembly.